This is a messenger RNA of Loxodonta africana (African savanna elephant), 1367 nucleotides long. RefSeq names its product olfactory receptor 52M1-like. Gene Ontology annotation, biological process: G protein-coupled receptor signaling pathway. The record is from RefSeq and is a predicted model, not a curated record. The coding region runs from base 391 to 1299 and encodes 302 amino acids. NCBI's taxonomy places the organism in Eukaryota, Metazoa, Chordata, Mammalia, Proboscidea, Elephantidae. The transcript has a single exon. Gene Ontology annotation, cellular component: plasma membrane. Gene Ontology annotation, molecular function: olfactory receptor activity; G protein-coupled receptor activity.
UUCAGAAAUCCUGGUUGCAUAGUAGUUAAGUCCUACGGCUACUAACCAAAGGUUCAGCAAUUCAAAUCCACCAGGCGCUCCUUGGAAGCUCUAUGGGGCAGUUCUACUCUGUUCUACAGGGUUACUAUGAGUGGGAAUUGACUCGAUGGCAAUGGGUUUGGUUUUUUGGUUUUUUUAUAAUGUAGUAAUAACAUGAUAUUUACACUAUACUAUUAUUUUUGCAAUUAGUACAAACAAAGAAAGGUUCUUUGUGUAAUAUCUUAACUAUCCAAUAAUCCUAUUCUUUAUUAUAGGACCUAACAGUAAAAUAUGCUUCUCUUUUAUUUCUAGAGAAAAAAAAUUUCUGCUGCAUUUUUGGGCAUAAGUGAGAACAUUCAUUUGUAUAUACCCAUGCUCACUUUUCAUAAUACCUGUUGGGCACCCAGCUCCUUCCAGCUCACUGGCAUCCCAGGGCUGGAGUCUCAGCACCUCUGGCUCUCCAUUCCUUUUGGCUCCAUGUACCUGGUAGCUGUAGUGGGGAAUGUGACCAUCCUGGCAGUGGUAAGGGUAGAGUGCAGCUUGCAACAGCCCAUGUACUUUUUCCUGUGCAUGUUGGCUGUCAUUGACUUGGUUCUGUCCACUUCUACUAUGCCUAAAUUACUGGGAAUCUUCUGGUUUGGUGCUGGUGACAUUGGUCUGGCUGCCUGCUUGGCCCAAAUGUUCCUCAUCCGCUGCUUCGCCACUGUCGAGUCAGGCAUCUUCCUUGCCAUGGCUUUUGAUCGCUAUGUGGCUAUCCGCGACCCCUUACAUCAUACCACAGUGCUUACCCAUGAGGUGGUGGGUCGUCUGGGACUGGCUGCCCUCCUUCGUGGGGUACUCUACAUUGGACCCUUGCCUCUGAUGAUCCGUCUGCAGCUGUCCAUUUACAAGUCCCGGAUAAUCUCCCACUCCUACUGUGAACAUAUGGCUGUAGUUACUUUGGCGUGUAGUGACAGCAGGGUCAACAAUGUCUAUGGGCUGAGCAUUGGUUUUCUGGUGCUAAUCCUGGACUCAGCAGCCAUUGCUGCCUCCUAUGUAAUGAUUUUCAGGGCUGUGAUGGGGCUAGCCACCCCUGAGGCCAGGCUUAAAACCCUGGAGACAUGCGGUUCUCACAUCUGUGCCAUCCUGAUCUUCUAUGUUCCCAUUGCUGUUUCUUCUCUCAUUCACCGGUUUGGUCACCAUGUGUCUCCUCCAAUCCACACCCUGCUGGCCAACUUCUAUCUUCUCACUCCUCCAAUCCUCAAUCCUAUUGUCUAUGCUGUCCGUACCAAACAGAUCUGAGAGAGGCUUCUCCAGAUCCUGAAGAGAGAGAUGAGGAACAGAUGACUGUUGUUUCCUUCUUCCUUUCC